Molecule: messenger RNA, 1273 nt
Organism: Rhopalosiphum maidis (corn leaf aphid)
Lineage: Eukaryota; Metazoa; Arthropoda; Insecta; Hemiptera; Aphididae
Product: INO80 complex subunit E
Exons: 7
Coding region: 493-1161 (222 amino acids)
Biological process (GO): chromatin remodeling
Cellular component (GO): nucleus; Ino80 complex
Source: RefSeq, a predicted model, not a curated record
GUGUCACUGAAAACGCAGAACGCUUUCAGAGUUCAGACUACAGUCUAUAAAAGUAUAAACCUUUACCGAGUUGAGUUUUUUUGUACAGUUCAUUAGUAAAAGACAAACAGUUUAAUAUUAAAGAGAGCAUGCCGUCGUAGUGUCAUGACUAUUGAAUAUACGUACCAUUAUUUGACGAACCACUACGAUGACUAACAGACUACUGAUGAAGGUGUUAUAUAAAAUGGUGAGAUUUUAGUACUUAGUGAAACUACUCAGAAAAAACUUAUUUUUACCCCAACUUGUGGUUCAAUUUAAAGGUACCAUAAGGAGUUGUUCUGACUACUGAUGGCUGACAGUAACUGUCUCUCAAAGAAAGAAGAUUAGUAAUUCGACAUUGAAUCAAAGCCCGAAUAAAAGAAUAUUUGUUACUAUAUAAAACGCUGGUCUGAGAUAAACUAGUGGCACUUACUACUUAAGUAGUUGAUAGUAAUUAGUAAUGAAAAAUUAAGAAUGUGUUCAGAAAGCUCAAAAAUGGUCGCUAACAAAGAAACGUUUGAUGAAAAUAGUUUGGCAGAGUCCAAUCACAAGGAACAAUACAAAGAAAUGAAAAGAAAACUUAGACUUUUAGUCUAUGAAAAUGAAAUCUUUCAACAGACCCUAAAAACCACCCAACGAAAACUCCUAAAAGCGUCACGAGAUAAAAAUAUUCUAUUAGAUAGGCUGAUACAGUAUGAAAGGAUAGACCUAAGCAGUAGUGAUGAUGAACUAACUGAGUCAUCGGACGAAGGCGAUUCUAUCAAACCGGAACCUAAGAAGCGAAAAGAAGCACCAGCCAACACAUCUUCAAGUGGAAUUAGUAAACAGUCUAUCAGUCCUCAAAGGACUACUCCAACUCCAGCCAAAAAACGAAAACCUUCUACUCCAAAAGUUUCAAAAUUGGCACCAAUGCCACUUCAAUCAAAUGAAUCUCAUUCUAACAGUGUAUUGUCAACAACUGAAAGUAACAAAACAAUGGCUGAAUCAAAAUCAGGGAAUAAUUUCAGUCAACAUAGCUUAUCAACAGACAUGUUUAAUGAUACUUUUUCGGGAAAAAGUGAAUCAAACAGCAUGUAUGACAUGGAAACAUCACCUAACAACAUUGUUGAGGACAUGAUCAGUGUCGACAGUAUAGGAAAAUAAUUUACCCGACAAUUUCAUUUUUUUGUGAACUUAUAUUUUAUUGUUAAAUAUUGUACAUUACAUCUGUAACAACAUGUAGGUUGUAUAAAAUAAAUGUAAAGCAUUUGAAAAA